Sphaeroforma arctica JP610 is the source of this 344-nucleotide messenger RNA. RefSeq lists its product as hypothetical. NCBI's taxonomy places the organism in Eukaryota, Ichthyosporea, Ichthyophonida. The annotation marks the transcript as partial. The record is from RefSeq and is a predicted model, not a curated record. The transcript is spliced from 2 exons.
UUACUGCUGCAGAGAGCACUGAAGAGCCUAUCAGCCCCGUUCCUCAGCGCAGAGAGAGUGUAGUUGAGGAGCCUGUGGCUGAGGCACCAUCCACCGCAGAGGCUCAGACGGAGCCGAUGAGAGACGAGCCUGAACCUGAGGCUCUAGUAGCGGCGCCUCGCCCUGUGCCCACAACAAGCGACGUACAGACAGUCAUCGAAUACACAACCGAUCCACAGUUAGUGGCGGAGGUUGCAGCGCUCAAAGAGCGUGUAGCCGAGUUGGAAGGUAUCAACAAUGGGCUGGAAGAGACCAUCUCGGAGAUGCGGGACGAGGCCGAGAGUUACCCCACCUCUCUACUGCAG